Messenger RNA from Mauremys mutica (yellowpond turtle), 1987 nucleotides. It is a transcript of the gene LPAR4, whose product is annotated as lysophosphatidic acid receptor 4. The transcript is spliced from 3 exons. Gene Ontology annotation, cellular component: membrane. Gene Ontology annotation, molecular function: lysophosphatidic acid receptor activity. The coding region runs from base 607 to 1656 and encodes 349 amino acids. Gene Ontology annotation, biological process: phospholipase C-activating G protein-coupled receptor signaling pathway; positive regulation of Rho protein signal transduction. Lineage: Eukaryota; Metazoa; Chordata; Testudines; Geoemydidae. The record is from RefSeq and is a predicted model, not a curated record.
UCUUUUUGCAGUGCCCUAUCACCCGUCACUAGUCCAAGGAAUAGCAUUCACUCCAGCUUCACAAUGAGUUGUUUACUAACCUUGGCUGCCUGUGAGAGCAGUCAGAAGAGAGCGGAGAAAAAGGAGAAUAAACAAAAUGAAAUCAGGGCAUGUGAGCUGUUUGGCUAAGUUUUAAAAACCAAAGUUUAAAAGCAGACUCAGGAUCCCAAGCAGAGGGCUGGAGAAGGCUGGGAGAAAAGAAACUGACCACUACUUGCCAUCAGAAAGCAAAGCUGAAUAAUUUGUCCACUAACAUUGCUCUUCCUCCCAGACAGAAGACACCCCGAAACCUUUUCCUAGCUGAAGGGCCGGCACUGAAGAUAGUUCAUAUAAGGAAGCAUCUGUUUAUGCUGUAGAAAACAUCUGAAUGUUGGCUUUGAACUCAUUUGUCAUUCUACUCAGCCGGCAGGUAUCAGAUAAAGGAUGACAGGACAUCACAAAUAUGAGGCACCAGAGCUUCAAGCCACAACAUUAGAAUUCUUAAGGAAGAGUGCGCUCACUAACUUAUUUUAUGGAUGCCACUGAAUUCAGCUUUGAAGGGCUCCAAAAACACAUCACAGACCUGGAAUGGGAAACCACAGCAAUAAUCACACCUGUUUGACAGAUGAUUCCUUUAAAUACAACCUGUAUGGGGCCGUAUACAGCGUGGUAUUCAUCCUUGGCUUGAUCACAAACUGUGCCUCUUUGUUUGUUUUCUGCUGUCGAAUGAAAAUGCGAAGCGAGACAACUAUUUUCAUGACAAACCUUGCCGUCUCUGACUUGCUCUUUGUAUUCACUUUGCCUUUUAAAAUAUUUUAUAAUUUCAACAGGCACUGGCCUUUUGGGGACACUCUUUGCAAGAUUUCAGGGACUGCAUUUCUCACCAACAUAUAUGGCAGUAUGCUGUUCCUCACCUGCAUUAGUGUCAACCGUUUCCUGGCUAUUGUCUACCCAUUCAGAUCUCGUACCAUUCGGACAAGGAGAAAUUCAGCCAUUGUGUGUGCAGGAGUCUGGAUACUAGUCCUCAGUGGAGGAAUUUUAGCCUCAUUAUUCUCCACAACCAACGUCUCCAACACUAGCACAACCUGCUUUGAGGGUUUUUCCAAAAUUGUUUGGAAGACCUAUUUGUCUAAGAUCACUAUAUUUAUUGAAGUGGUAGGAUUCAUAAUUCCUUUGCUAAUCAACCUCACAUGCUCUUCACUGGUUCUGAGGACUCUCCGGAAACCUGCUACAUUAUCUCAGAUUGGGACAAACAAAAUGAAAGUACUAAAGAUGAUUAUUGUGCAUGUGGCCAUUUUUGUAGUCUGCUUUGUGCCCUACAAUUCCAUACUUUUCUUAUAUGCUCUUGUGCGAUCUCAAGCCAUAGCAAACUGCUCUUUGGAGAGAUUUGCUAGGACAAUGUAUCCAAUCACAUUAUGCAUUGCAACAAUGAAUUGCUGCUUUGACCCCUUCAUUUACUACUUCACAUCAGAAUCUUUUCAAAAGUCUUUCAAUAUACACCCCCAAAUACAAAUGGACUCCAUUUCCAAGACUGAAACACCUCUAACAAUGAAGACCGCACUGCCUGCAAUACAGGAGGAAGUGAAUGAUCAGGCUAUUACAAAUGGAGGUGAUCCAACUGCUGAAUCACAUUUCUAAUGGCUUGUCUACAUACAGAGUUAUUCCUGAUUAAUUAUCCCUGAUUCACUCCCAGGGAUGAAAGUAAGCUGGUACGGGCUGGUAUGGUGUACCGGUAAGAAGCCAUGGCAGUGCUUUAAUGUCACUGCCACUUUUGCCCCCCGUCAGCAGCCCUGCUAGAAGGGACCCUAUCGGCAGGGCCACCAACAGGACGGGCAAAAGAGGCAGCUGCCCCGGGGCCGGUGAUUUAAAAGGGCCUGGGGCUCCUGGCCACUGCUACCACGUCAGUGGCCGGAGCCCCGAGCCCUUUUAAAUUGCCGCUGGAGCCCCAGGCAGCACGGGCCAGGCAGCG